GAUUGAGGACCAGCUCCUAGUCUGCUCUAAAGAUGACUUCCAUCCUUCAACGAAGAAAUAAAUUUACACUGCAAAGGUGUGAAGAUGGCAGACAAAGAGCUGGAGAUAAAGGAGGCAUUUGAGAGGGCUCAGAAGGGCCAUAACAAUAAAGCCAAACUCGUGGCUGCUUUGCAAAACAGAUACAACAAGCUGGAAGACAAAACCACCUUCCAUGAAGAGUUUGUUCAGUAUCUGAAGUAUGCCAUGAUUGUUUACAAGAGAGAGCCUGCGGUCGAGAAUGUGAUCGAGUUUGUCUCCAGGUUUGCCACAAGCUUCCACGUUGCUGCCGAUAAUGAUGAGAUGAUGGAAGAGGAAGAGGAGGAGGAAAACCCAUUCCUGAAUUAUUUGUUUAAUUUCCUUCUCAAGUCUCACAACGCCAACAGCCAUGCCGUGCGUUUCCGAGUCUGCCAGCUCAUCAACAAGAUACUCGGGGGCAUGGCUGAGAACGCCCAGAUCGACGACGACCUCUUUGACAGAAUCCACGAGACCAUGCUGACCCGAGUGACGGACAAGUUUCCCAACGUCAGAAUCCAGGCCGCCCUCGCCAUGGCCCGCCUGCAGGAGCCACAGAACGAGGACUGCCCCACCAUAAAAGCCUACAUCCUGAUUCUGGAGAAUGACUCAAACCCUGAAGUGAGACGGGCUGUGCUAUCCUGCAUCGCUCCCUGUGCUCAGACCCUCCCCAGAAUCUUAAGACGCACCAGAGACGUGAAGGAGAACGUGAGGAAACUGGCGUACGAGGUUCUGGCAGAAAAGGUGCACAUCAGAGCUUUGUCUAUUGCACAGAGAGUAAGCCUGCUUCAGCAGGGGCUGAACGAUGCAUCAGGGGCAGUGAGGGAGGUGGUGCAGAGGAAGCUGCUGCCAGCCUGGCUGAAGCUGUUGCAGGGGGAUGUGCUGGAGCUGCUCCACAGGCUGGAUGUGGAGGGCUGCCCGGACGCGGCUGUGACCGCCCUCAACAGCGUCUUCGCCCUGUCCUCCUCUGAGGAGCUCCUGCACGACUGCAUUAAGCUGGACAGCAGGAAACUGAUCCCAGUGGAAAACCUCACCUGUGAGAAGGUGCUGUACUGGAGAGCGCUCUGCCAGUUUGUCAAGUCCAAAGGAGACGAGGGGGAGGAGGUGCUGGAGCAGCUGUUGCCUGAAGCGGCCAUCUUUGCAGAAUACCUGUUUGAAUACCUGAGAAGCAUCCCAACUCUGACAGAAGGUCAAAGGUCAGAUUUAGCACUGGCGGAGUUAGCCAUGACUAAGGAGUUCAUUGGAAAGGAGUUGCUUCUCCUAGUGGGCUGUCUGGACACCCAGGAAGAGGGAGGAAGGAAGCGAAUGCUGGCUCUGUUACAGGAGAUGCUUGUCCUGCCAAACACUCCCAUCUCUCUCAUAUCGUUGCUUGCGGAAAAGCUUGUCAUGAUCCUGAAAGAUGAUGACAAAAGGAUUCAAGUCGUUGCUGAGAUCAUCUCUGAUGUACGAGAGCCCAUUAUGCCAGUUGCUGAUCCCAUUGAUGAAAAUGAGACCAGGCGGAGACAAGUCAGGCUCGCAGAGGUCAAAGUCAAGAUUUUCGAAGCCAAGCAAGCACUGGAGGAAAGUAUCGCUGCUCAAGAAUUCAGCCGCGCCUCGGACCUGAAAGAUACGAUCACGGAGCUGGAAAACCUCAAGAACCAGCUGAUGAAGGAAACGGAGGAGCCAGAAAUGAAAGAAGUUCGUGUGGAAAAGUCUACGAUUUCUGGUCGGAAAUCACCCAACUUGGAGAUGUGUGUAGAAAAUCCUGAGAACAACAUAAAUGAACAAGCAUCCAUUAACUUUACAAAGAACGACCCGGAGACCUUGCUGAAAUGCCUGACAAUGUGCUCCGAGCUGCUGAAGCACAUGUCAAUCAAGAAAGGCAUUGGCCCCACCAUGAGUGGCAUCCUUGAAUCUUUGAUCCUGCCUGGCAUUGCCAAUGCUCACCCUGCAGUCCGCAACAUGGCUGUUGUCUGCCUGGGCACUUGUGCUCUCCACAGCAAAGACGUGGCAAACAGACACCUUGUGCUCCUGCUGCAGAUUGCCCAAUUAGACGAGACUAAGAUCAGGAUCAGUGCCCUGAAAGCUAUAAUUGACCAGCUCCUCCUCAAUGGAUUUGACAUGGUGAGAGAGAAGCCCUCCCGCCCCGCCGCUGAUGAUUCUGGCUCGGAAAAUGGCGACGGACAGUCUGAGAAUCAAAUGGAAGGAGGCGCUAAAGAGCUGGAUGAUGAGGACACCGUACAGAGCGUGCUCACUAUGCUCUCCGAAUUUCUCGACAGCGAGAUCACGGACCUGAGGACCGAGACAGCAGAGGGCCUGGCUAAGCUGAUGUUUUCCGGGAGACUCUCCAGCGCCAAACUGCUGUCCCGUCUCAUCCUCCUGUGGUACAACCCCCUCACAGAAGAUGACACCCGCCUCCGUCACUGCCUAGGGAUCUUCUUCCAGCUGUACUCACGCGAAAGCAGGUCCCAUCAGGAGUGCCUUGAGGAAAGUUUCCUUCCAACUCUGCAGACACUGUUCAAUGCACCCGCAACGUCACCUUUGGCAGAAGUGGACAUUUCAAACGUGGCCGAGCUGUUCAUUGAAUUGACAAGGCCAAGUGCAUUAAUUCAGACAAGCAAGGAUGCUGGUCUCCAGGAUAUCUCGGUGCACGACUGCCUGGCGGUGCGCCUGUGUAACGAGAUUCUGAAGGACCCCACUGCUCCUGAGGUGAGGCUGUAUGCCAAGUGUCUGACCACCCUGGAGCUCAGCACCGAGGACAGCACAUCCAAGAAGGACCUGAUCCUGCUGCUGGAGGAAGUCCUGAAGGAUGUGAAUGACAAGAUAUGUCUCAGGGCAAUAGAAAAAGUCUUUUGUCAGCUGAAAGGAGUUUCUAAGGAUGAGACUGGUGUGAUUCAGGGUAACAAUGUCCCAGAGCAGACUUUUCAUGAAAAUGAAGACAUUGAAAACAGUGAGGAGCAUGCUGCCACAACCAAAAGGCCAAAACGAGGCAACAGAAAAACUACCGCAGCAAAAGUGGCCAGAAAAUCCAGUAAAGCAAAGGAGUCUUCAGAUGACAGCGAUGGCGAAAAUGUACAAGAGGUGCCUGUCGCCAGGGCAACUCGGCGGGCAAAAACGGCAGCGCUGGAGAAAACGAAGAUGAAUCUCUCUGUUCUGAUGAGCCAGGAAGCAAAUGGAUCGUGAUUCUUACUUGUGACGCGUGCCCCUGAUUUUAUACACAUUG
This is a messenger RNA of Megalops cyprinoides (Indo-Pacific tarpon), 3253 nucleotides long. It is a transcript of the gene ncapg, whose product is annotated as non-SMC condensin I complex, subunit G. Lineage: Eukaryota; Metazoa; Chordata; Actinopteri; Elopiformes; Megalopidae. The transcript is spliced from 23 exons. The record is from RefSeq and is a predicted model, not a curated record. Gene Ontology annotation, cellular component: condensin complex; cytoplasm; condensed chromosome. Gene Ontology annotation, biological process: mitotic chromosome condensation. The coding region runs from base 85 to 3213 and encodes 1042 amino acids.